Messenger RNA from Pleuronectes platessa (European plaice), 1410 nucleotides. RefSeq names its product family with sequence similarity 50 member A (gene fam50a). NCBI's taxonomy places the organism in Eukaryota, Metazoa, Chordata, Actinopteri, Pleuronectiformes, Pleuronectidae. Bases 144 to 1148 code for a protein of 334 amino acids. The transcript is spliced from 13 exons. Gene Ontology annotation, cellular component: nucleus. Gene Ontology annotation, biological process: chromatin organization. The record is from RefSeq and is a predicted model, not a curated record.
ACUUCGUCACCGCCAUUUUUGUUGUUGUGAAGUGCGGGGAGAAGAUCCACAGAAACAAACUCAGUUCGAGUGUUUAACUCGUCUUUGUCUCAGUUCGUGAGUGAAAACUCCGUGUGCGUGAGUGUGGAGGACAGAGCUUCACCAUGGCGCAGUACAAAGGAGCCGCCAGCGAGGGGGGGCGAGCCAUGCAGCUGAUGAAGAAACGAGAGAAAGAAAGAGAACAGCUCGAGCAGCUGAAGCAGAAGAUUGCAGAGGACAACAUGGUCAAGUCCAACAUCGACAAGAAAUUCUCAGCUCACUAUGACGCUGUGGAGGCAGAGCUCAAGUCCAGCACAGUUGGUCUGGUGACACUGAAUGAUAUGAAGGCCAAGCAGGAGGCGCUGGUGAAGGAAAGAGAGAAACAGCUGGCCAAGAAGGAGCAGUCCAAGGAACUCCAGCUUAAACUAGAGAAGCAAAAAGAGAAGAAGAGAAAAGAAGAGCAGAAGAGGAAAAUAGCCAGUUUAUCUUUUAACCCUGGAGAAGAUGAAGAUGAAGAAGAAGACGAAGAAGAAGAAGACGAAGACGAGCAGGAUUAUUUUCCAGCUAAGAAGAAGCUGGGGAAAAAUCCAGACGUGGACACAAGUUUCCUUCCUGAUCGAGACAGAGAGGAGGAGGAGAAUCGUCUCAGAGAGGAGCUCAGGCAGGAGUGGGAGCUCAAACAGGAGAAAAUUAAAAGUGAGGAGAUUGAGAUCACAUUCAGCUACUGGGAUGGUUCUGGACAUCGUAAGACAGUCAAGAUGAAGAAGGGUAAUACCAUCCAGAACUUUCUGCAGAGGGCACUGGAAGUCCUCAGGAAAGACUUCAGUGAGCUCAGGUCUGCUGGAGUAGAGCAGCUGAUGUACAUCAAAGAGGAUCUUAUAAUACCACAUCACCACAGUUUUUAUGACUUCAUCGUGACAAAGGCCAGAGGGAAAUCAGGUCCUCUUUUCAGCUUUGACGUCCACGAUGAUAUCCGACUUGUGAACGAUGCCACUGUCGAGAAAGAUGAGUCUCAUGCAGGUAAAGUGGUGCUGAGGAGCUGGUAUGAGAAGAACAAGCACAUCUUCCCUGCGAGUCGCUGGGAGCCGUAUGAUCCUGAGAAGAAGUGGGACAAAUAUACGAUCCGAUGAAAUGGCCAACUUCUCCAGCCUCUGGAAAUGUCCUGUUUUUCAUCUCCUUUUUAUUUCCUCUGUUAUACCAUCGUUCAUCUGUGCUUUAUCAAGAUUUGAUACUUUUGAUUCACAGCUUUCCUGGUAUUUGAAAUGCUAAUUUCCCCAAAUGUAUUUGAUUUACCAACGCAUUGUUUCCUGUGAAAACAAGCCCACAUUCAUGUAGAUAAAGCCGAUCUACAUGUUCUAUUGUCUGUGCUUAAUAAAGUGAAUUUGGAUGGAA